AUUACUGACAUGUAAAGUCUCUAAACAACAGGGUGAUACAGCAGGGUGGUCGACAUGACAAACAAACAAUCACGCUCUAACGCUGAGACAUUUUCACACUACGUAGUGCAUAUCAGAAUAUUCUGGUUUGCUCACAGAGCGCCGGCAAAAAGUCCAUGUACCAUGUUUAAAAAAACAAAAAAACCUCAUGAUAAACUGUGGUUGUGAUUAUGUUCUUUAUUCAGCGUGUACAAAAGAUAUUAUUUGUCAAGUGCAUAUGCACUGAAGCGUGGAUAGCCAGUCUACUGCAUGCAAGAUUCUGAAGCUUGCGACAGAUAAGUGUACACUAAGUAUAAAAUACUGUGUGGGUUGUGGGUGGAGCUUCAAGGUACGAUGGCACGGAUAGAAAUCCACUACCGAGUACAGGAACAUACGAGUGAAGUAGAUCUUAAAAUAAGUAUGCAUACGAAAAUAAGUAGUACGCACACUGAGAAAAUUAAGUAUGCAUACUUCAAAAGGUAGUGUGCGUACUUAAUGACGUAGUGUGCGUACUUAAUGAAUGAGUGUGUGUACUUAAUGACGUAGUGUGCGUACUUAAUGAAUGAGUGUGUGUACUUAAUGACGUAGUGUGCGUACUUAAUGACGUAGUGUGCGUACUUAAUGAACGAGUGUGUGUACUUAAAGUAGUGUUGUAUUCUUAAAUAAAGUAGUGCGCAUACUUGAAAAUUUAGUGUGCGUACUUAAAUUAGGAGUAUGCAUACUCGAAAACAGUGUGUAUUAAAUCCAGAAUGCUUCUAUCUUGCUCGGGUUUUGAUGGACUCCAGUAAGACCCGGGAUCUACAAUUACAUGUGGUCGUCAUGGAAACACAGGAAAAGGACACAAUGAAAGUGAGAAGAAGUUUAAAUGUCGUACUGUACAAGUGCGUUUAGUUUCUUGUUAAAAGUGAUCCCUGACUACGUUUACGUGCGCAUCGAUGUUCUCGAAAUGAAUCCGAAUUGGACAAUGUUCUAAUUAGUAUGGAGUCCUGGAAAUGCCGUAAUCCGACCGCCCGAUUCAGAUUCAGAUUAAAAUCCACUGAAAGGAGAUCUAAGCGCAUGCUCGGUCUGCAAGGAAUUGUGGGUGCUAACAGGUGCUUAGCCGUAGGCUAGGUAUUUAGGAACGGUAUACAGGAACAUUCCUACGCCUGUACGCAUAUAAACAUCGUAUUCGGAAUAAAGCAGCGACCCGAAUAUAGACCUUAAACGGAAUUUGAUGUGCAUGUAAAUGUAGUCAGUGUCCAGGGAAAGCUGAGUGUAGGGUAUAUUGACGUGAGGUUUAUUUCUAACGGAACUGGCGGCUUGGUGCGGAAACCGAGGUGCUUACGACUACAGUUUAGCCGUAGCGUUUAUAAAUUCUGAACGUCGUAUGUUCGUCCUUCCGACGGUGAUAACGGAGACGACUUGAAACUAUGCUUCUUUUCGCUUUUUCCGCUAAAGGCAGAACAAAUGGGAAUAAAAUUCGCCGGGUAAGGGGAAAAAAGACAGUUUUCAGACGGAGAAAAGGACUUGAAAGAUGCACGUUUGGUGCUUGUUGUGUCGUGGUUACUUUCGAUUCGUCACUAGUGUGUUUAUGUGAAUUUUGACCCAGCCUUGGUGUCGUGAGCCGGGAGAAACCGAGUGGGCGGGGCUGUGCUCUGUUCAGUCGCUAAAAAUAGACCGGACUAGCUACUUAUUAUGAAGUUCUUCUUCAUUCUGUUUUCCGAAAGAAAAAAAAAACGCCUCUUGUUCGCUGACACGUGCUAGGAUUAUUUAUUUUUUUGUAUUAAAUUAGUUUCUUUUUCCUCUCUGCCUGCUAGGAUUUUCUUGUUAGCAAUAUUUUCACUGCUGGGAAACGUUGCAUCAGAAUUGCACCGAACAUAUAACUAGUAACCCGUGCGCUCUGACGAAGUGGGCUGACGUGAGCAGGCCUGUUUCUGGAGAUCUGCCUUUCGAGCUCCUCGUUCUAAUGUUCAGAUGCUCUAGAGAUGCUGAUUAGCUGGAUCUGAGUCUGUCCAUCGACUACACCACACAACAACCGUAUUUAAAAAAAGAAAAGAAGAAGCGGAAUAUGAUGAGGAUGAGAUGUGCUCAAGCAAUAAAACUGUAAACCAGUGAAAGUCACUUCCUAAGUGCUUUCCUGACAUCAAUUCCUUUAACUGCCUUUAAGAAGGAUUUUUCUUCUUGGGUGGAAACCAAAACACACACAGAUCAUUUGAGAGAUCACGUGACGUGUAGACGGCCAGAAGGUAGAUGGAAUUAGAGGCCGGGCCUGCUUCUUGACACAGAAGCAUACUUUCAGAUCGUGGGAAUUUUCAAGCCAGCUCGACCAGACAUCGUCGUAUAAAAGCUCUUGCGAGACUCACCAUGCCAGCUCGACUAGAAACCCUGUAACAUAGUCGGAGACAGCUUUCACACUCUAUACGAGUACCACAACGACGAAGAGGGGGACUCAUCUGGGGGUUUUUUGGGGGGCCGUAUCCGUAUCAAACCACAGCUUGGAGUUUAUGGGUGUAAGAGAGAAGAGAGAGAAGAUCUACAGACAUGAAGCAGGGCUUAAUGAAGACAACAUGCUGCAACAGUGUGCAGGGGAGGAGAACUGGGUGGACAGCAGGACAGUGUAUAUCGGACAGAAAGUGCCACCCCCCGGCACUGAGGCCUACAUCCCUCAGAGGUUCCCCGACAACAGAAUAGUCUCCUCCAAGUACACUUUUUGGAACUUUAUUCCGAAGAACUUGUUCGAACAGUUUCGAAGAAUCGCAAAUUUCUACUUUCUCAUCAUCUUUCUUGUACAGUUGAUCAUCGACACUCCCACCAGCCCCAUCACCAGUGGUUUACCACUUUUCUUCGUCAUCACUGUAACCGCUAUUAAACAGGGCUAUGAGGACUGGCUCAGGCACAAGGCGGACAACGCAAUCAACCAGUGUCCCGUUCAAGUUGUCCAAAAAGGCAAAGUGGUUCGCAAGCAGAGUCGCAAGCUGCAGGUGGGUGACGUGGUGUUGGUGAAGGAGGACGAGACGUUCCCUUGUGACCUGAUCCUGCUUUCCACCAGUCGAGACGAUGGCACGUGUUUCGUCACCACUGCCAGCUUGGACGGCGAAUCCAGUCACAAGACCUAUUAUGCAGUUCAGGACACCAAGGCCUUCAAUACAGAGAAGGAGGUGGACCAACUGCAGGCCAUUAUAGAAUGUGAACAACCUCAGCCAGACCUCUACAAAUUUGUCGGGCGCAUCAAUAUUUAUUUGGACCGAGAUGAGCCCAUCGCAAGACCCCUGGGCUCGGAAAACCUGCUGCUGCGAGGGGCCACGUUGAAAAACACGGAGUUCAUAUAUGCUGUGGCUAUCUACACUGGCAUGGAGACCAAAAUGGCCCUGAACUACCAGUCCAAAUCCCAGAAACGCUCUGCUGUAGAAAAAUCUAUGAAUGCAUACCUGGUUGUUUAUCUCUGUAUAUUGAUCAGUAAAGCUCUGAUCAACACUGUCCUCAAGUACGUGUGGCAGGCCGACCCCGACCGAGACGAGCCCUGGUACAACCAAAAAACAGAGACCGAGCGGCAACGUCACAUAUUGAUACGAGCCUUGACUGACUUCCUGGCUUUCAUGGUCCUCUUCAACUACAUCAUUCCUGUGUCCAUGUACGUGACUGUGGAAAUGCAGAAGUUUCUGGGCUCUUAUUUUAUUACCUGGGACGAUGAGAUGUUCGACGAAGAGCUGGGAGAGGGUGCGCUUGUUAACACGUCGGAUCUUAACGAGGAACUCGGGCAGGUGGAGUAUGUCUUCACCGAUAAGACGGGAACUCUGACGGAAAACAACAUGGAGUUUAUCGAGUGCUGUGUAGACGGUCACGUGUACGUACCGCAUGCCAUCUGUAAUGGCCAGAUCAUGUCUGCAGCAGCCAGCAUCGACAUGAUCGACUCGUCACCCUGCAGUGAGAGGAAGGAGCAUGAGGAGCUGUUUUUCCGGGCGCUAUGCUUGUGUCACACGGUGCAGGUGAAGGAGGAGGAGACGGUGGACGGCAUUAAGAAGGGAAUCCACCAGGGAAAAUCUUCGUCCUUCUACAUCUCCUCCUCUCCUGAUGAGGUGGCGCUGGUGGAGGGCAUGAAGAGGCUGGGCUUCACCUACCUGCGACUGAAGGACAACCACAUGGAGAUCCUCAACAGGGAGGAAGAGAUCGAGAGGUUUGAAUUGAUGGAGGUGUUAAACUUUGACUCUGUGAGACGGAGGAUGAGCGUUAUCGUCAGAUCCAGCUCAGGGGACUUCUACCUGUUCUGCAAAGGUGCCGACUCGUCCAUUUUUCCCCGAGUCAUCUCAGGGAAAGUAGACCAGGUCCGAGCUCGGGUAGAGCGUAACGCUGUGGAGGGUUUACGGACGCUUUGCGUAGCGUACAAGAAGCUGAGCCGGGAGGACUAUGAGGAAGUCUGUCAUCUCAUCAACAGCGCUAAGCUAGCUCUGCAGGAGCGGGACAGGAAGCUGGCUGAGGCGUAUGACCUCAUCGAGAGGGAUUUCAUCCUGCUAGGAGCAACAGCUGUCGAGGACAGGCUGCAGGACAAAGCGGCCGACACCAUCGAGUCCCUGCACAAGGCAGGCAUGAAGGUGUGGGUCCUCACUGGCGACAAGAUGGAGACGGCGGCUGCCACGUGUUACGCCAGCAAGCUGUUCCGCAGGAGCACGCAGAUCCUGGAGCUGACCACGAAGAGGACGGAGGAGCAGAGCUUGCACGAUGUGCUGUUCGAGCUGAGCAGGACCGUACUGCGGCACCACGGCACCAUGAGCCGUGACACGUUCUCUGGCCUGUCUAAUGAGUUCCAGGACUACGGGCUGAUCAUCGACGGAGCCACUCUGUCUGCAGUGCUGAAACCGGUGCAGAACAGCAGCACAGGAAACUACAAGGAGAUCUUCCUGGAGAUCUGCAGGAACUGCAGCGCCGUGCUGUGCUGCCGCAUGGCCCCGCUUCAGAAAGCGCAGAUCGUUAAGCUGAUAAAGAUGUCAAAGGAGCAUCCCAUCACUCUGGCCAUCGGAGACGGCGCGAAUGACGUCAGCAUGAUCCUGGAAGCUCAUGUGGGCAUCGGUAUCAUGGGUAAAGAGGGAAGACAGGCAGCCCGCAACAGUGACUAUGCAAUUCCAAAAUUUAAGCACCUAAAGAAGAUGCUGCUGGUGCACGGCCAUUACUACUAUAUCAGAAUAUCCGAGCUGGUGCAGUACUUCUUCUACAAGAAUGUGUGCUUCAUCUUUCCCCAAUUUCUUUAUCAGUUCUUCUGUGGCUUCUCCCAGCAGCCACUAUAUGAUACGGCAUAUCUCACACUGUACAAUAUCAGCUUCACCUCGCUGCCCAUCCUGCUGUACAGUCUGAUCGAGCAGCACAUCAAUAUGGACAUCCUGAAACGGGAUCCUUCGCUUUACAGAGACAUCGCGAAGAAUUCUUUGCUGCAAUGGCCCAUCUUCAUCUACUGGACGUUUCUAGGAGUCUUCGAUGCACUGGUCUUUUUCUUUGGUGCUUUCUUCCUAUUCGACAACACCAGCUUCACCAGCAACGGACAGCUAAUGGCCACAAACACGCAGAUGAUGUUUGGCAACUGGACGUUCGGAACUCUGGUGUUCACAGUGCUGGUAUUUACAGUCACGUUAAAGCUGGCUCUGGACACACACUACUGGACGUGGAUCAACCAUUUUGUCAUAUGGGGAUCUCUGCUCUUCUAUGUGAUCUUCUCACUUCUCUGGGGCGGCAUCAUUUGGCCCUUCCUGAACUAUCAGAGGAUGUACUACGUCUUCAUGCAGAUGUUAGCCAGUGGACCAGCGUGGCUCAGCAUCAUUCUGCUCAUCAUGGUCAGUCUGCUGCCCGACGUGCUUAAGAAAGUUCUGUGGAGAGCACUGUGGCCCACCACCACCGAGAAAAUACAGAUUUACGUUUGCUACGGAUCAGUCCCGAGAUUGCUGGAUGUAAGUGGAUAAGCGUAUGCAGCUCAGGAGGUCCUCGGCUGCAACGUUGCAAUUCUCCUUUUUCACGCUUUUUUUUUUUUUUUUGAAAAAGCAAGUUUUUCCUGCUUGUUUUUUUGGAAGAUGUCCUACAUUUCUUUGAAACGCUCCUAAACUGAAGGCGUGUGCUGCUGUGUUUUCAGACAGAGAGAAUGUAUGCAGCAGUACUGCGUGUGGUUUCUAAUUAACCUGCCUUUUACUCAAACCUUCGCAGCUUUGCAUUAAACUUAUCUGUGUGCUAUAAGGAGGGAUCUGGCUGAAAAAGUUCAAACGUUUGUAGCUACUAGGGCUGAUAAAGAGUUGCACCAAUAUAUUUAAAUACUAAAUGGAAUAUUUGAAUAUUGUUUCAUAGGCAAAGAAAAUUCCAAGAAGUAGAGGUCGACCGACGGGAUUUUACCGAUAGCAAUAACUAAGCUGGGCGGUACCUGCUGAUAACCGAUUAAUCAGCCGAUAGUUUUUAAAAUUGAUACUAAAUGAGAACAUUCUAAAUAUGUGGUAAUUGAUACUAAAUGAGAACAUACUAAAUGAGAACACUCGACGUAAAAUAUUGGUGAACUUUUAUUACAAAAAUAAACAGUACUAACUUUACCAUGAAAAUGUACUGUAUUUUUAAAAAAUGAAAUAAAUACAUCAAUAUUAAUAUAUAUGAAUUAUUAAUAAAUAUUAAAGUAAAUCAAAGAUAUACAUCCAAGAAGUAACACUCCAAAUAACAAAUAAAAAUAAAAACAUCCAAAAUGAAUCAAAACACUUCAAAUAACACAACAAAAUUUGUCAUUGAUAGUUUUUAUUUCACCUCUAGAGGCCGCUCUCAUACUGUAUAAUGACAGUGGACUCUUCUCAGUCACUCGAUUUUUGCCGAUAACCGAUAGUUCCAGCAAUAGAUCGGCGAAACCGAUCAUUCGGUCGACCUCUACCAAGGUUUUAUCAACAUUUCAUCAGAAACAUCCAUGUUCAGUGUUCCAGAUAACCUCUGUUAGUGUUUAAUUAGUUUGAGUUUACAGUUUUAUGUAAAUAUUUUUUUAUUCAAGUCUCUAAAACAGACACAGUUAAACUGAAUCUAAAUAGCUUAUUUACUAUACAGUAUAUGCUCACUACAUACAUUUGCAGUGCCCUAUGUAGUGCACUACAUAGGGCACAUCAUUUAAGACUGAAUUGACUUUUUUUUUUUUUAAAGUGUCUUUUGGAAAUGUACUGCUUUUUAAGAUCUGUACAUUCUCCCUUUAUAUUUUGAGUCGAUGCAUAAUUUAAAAAAUAAUUGUAAAUAAUAUAAUAACCAUUUUUCCAAUGAUGAGGGACAUUUGGCCAAAAAAUGAAAAAUGUGUUUCAUUAGAUUUACAUAUUAGAGGAGAAAAAUAGAACAUGAAAUCUUAAACAAGUUCAAUCCGAGUUGUGGUGUUUGCUUUGUUUUUUUUUUUUUUAAGUAAUCGAACAAAACUCAUUCUAAUAGCCCUAUUAGCUACAAAUUGUUAUUACUGGAUAUAAAUCCGUUGGUCGCAAACCUAUUUCGGGAUAAACUUUUCCACGAUGAACUUUUAAUAAAUUAACAUUAAGUAGUAAUAAACAAUAAGGCUUUACAGCUCGGCUAAUACAUUAUUAGCACAGUCUCUUACUGUAGCUCUAAUCCCUCCCUCCAUGUUAACUGUUCUAAAUCCGUUUUGUCUUCUCCUUUUCUUUUCUCUCCUCAUCUGCCUCUUCUCCUGUGACGUACGACUGCAUCCCUGAACUUGCCCUUUCCCCCAUGUCUUUAACCCCUGAUACUUGACCUUUGCCCCUUGAACCCACGUGGCCGUGGUAACGGCAGACAAAGCGCCAGUGCCUUACCGCCGAGCAGUCCACCAUCUUUAUGCUCUCUCAGACCUCCAGCAGUAUCAGUUUCUGAACUGGGCAGGAGGUGAUCCUUUCACUCUCUUCGCAUGUGUCUGUCUGUGUGUGUGUGUGUGUUUGCGCGAGUGAGUGUGUGUAUGUGUGGAACAAGUUACUGAAAGGUGCCAAGAGCUUCUUACUAGUCAGUUAUGUUUCUGUGUGUGUACAUUUAUAUUGGCCAAUGAUGGAAAAAAAAAAAAAAAAAAAAUCUUUAAAGCAAUGGAGACGUUUUAAUUUAAUGCGUAUUUGAAUUUCAUCUGUAAUGUGGGCCAUUAAUUUGAAUAAUUUUCUGUGGAAAAAUGGAAGAAAUAAAAUAAUAAAUACCUAUGUUGACUUUCUGUCAACAUGAAUAUUUCAGCUGCUUUAUGGAAAUCGUUUGCGGUCUACAAACACAUCUAUAUUUAAUUGCGAUUCCAUCAAUCUAAUAGCCGUGUUCGGCCCUGGAAAUGACAGGCAGGGUUUACUGAUUUAUCGGAAAGGCAUUAGGUGAUGACAUAAGCCUGCUAAGCUCUCAGUAAUGACUGUAAGAAGAGCUCCGGUACCUCAGAGUGACGCUUGUUCCAUUUCUGCUCCUGUGCUUUUUAACCGCAUGCUCUGCUCCGUGUGCUCACAUGCAUGAAGGCGGACAUCUGUGUUUGUGUGUUGGAUGAAUAUGAAACGUGAAAUACGUCCAUUGCGACAUGCAACGCAGCGCUGCAUGGUUACGUGCAAUGUUUUACAUGUCACAUGUUCCCUUUCUUCUGUUUUUGUUUUUAAUGAUGAACCUUUCUGAGCAGGAACAGGUUGAUCUGAAGUUUUGCGUAUUGAAGAAACACUGAGCAAGCAGUGAGGAAAACGUCUCCAGCGCGCAUAGCCUCGUCCUUUAGGCUGAGUCUGUGUCUGUUUGUGUGUGUGUGUGUGUGUGUGUGGCUGUCCACAGAGGAUGAAAGCUGAUAGGACCUUUCUAGCACACAGUGAGGACUCCCUGUUACAUGGGGUUCAGACCACCACUGAGGCAUAACAGCAGCAUGGUAAAGAGAACGAACAGGGGCGUGUACUAACAUCCAGUUCACCAUCAGACCGAUCAAAUCUAAAAUUUGUUCCAGGAGCACUUUAUUUAACACUGCGGUAUUUACUUAGUAUUUAACACACAGAUCUGGAAUAACAUCUAGUACAUGCAUUGCAGGUAGGAAGAAAGGGACGAGUGUAUAUAGCAGCAGUACUCAGACGUGUGGUUUGUGAUGUCACACCCAGGGUGGGAAGCAAUUGUUCAACAGAUAAGCAAAAGUGGAUCCAUGUUACAUGUAUAACUAUGGAAAACAUUAAGAAAUGGGCAAAACAGUUGGUACUUGACUCAUUGACUCAAGCUUUAACUUCCCUUUGAUUUCUAUUAUACAAAUUGUCCCAAAAAAUAUCCGUCCGUACAGGAUUUCAGUGAUUUUUGCGGUGGCUUUUAAAAAAAAAAUUGUGAUGCAAUUUGUGCUUAUUAUUUUUUUGUAGCAAAUGACUUGAAUUGUUGAAAUUGCAAUCGCAUGAAAUUGUUUCGCACGGUCUUUCGCAGUGAUGUCUGUUGGUGAAUGAGACCGUUUAGCUGUACUCGUUCAAACACACGUGACUCGAAGAUGGCUUUGGUUGAAGGCGCGUUGUGAUGUCACGUGAUGCGUCUCGGCCCAAAUCUGCGGUGAUUUCGAAAAAUCGCAAAAAAGUUUGCAUUAACCUCUGUGCUCGCAAAAUCGCGAAAUCCUGGAGGGACUGUUUAAUGACCGCACUUCAUUUAUUUCACCCCAUCAGCAGAAAACAAACUCGCAGCGAAUGUUUUUCAAAAAUAUAUUUCAUUGUGAUGAUUUCGAAGUGCUCAUUAUCGGCGGGGAGUUCUUUACGGAAUUCACCUGAAAAGCGCGCCACUCUUCUUAAUUCAUCUCCGUCACAUUUCCUCUAAACAGACCUAGCACUGAUUUGUGGUAAUCCUUCAAAAACAUUUCAUCGCCUGUUUUGCGUUGCAUUAUUCACUUCCCGGGGCCAUGAAAUCGUGCACGUUUUAGUCAGUCUCUUCAUAUAAAUAUUCAUAUUCAUAUAUAAAUAUUCAAUUCAUUUUGUUCUCUGCUCGCUCUUUCUGUGAGAGAAAGUGUCAGCUUGAGCAUGUUUAUUGAACCUUUUGUUCUAGGAGACGUUUAUUAAGUGUUUUUUUGGAAGGAGUCUUUAGUGUUAGCGGUAAAGAUACAACUAGCGCAGACUAAAGCUACAACCUUUUUCUAAAACAGAACAGCCUUCAGUACAGAAGACACGGUUUCUAGGUAACAUGUAUUUUUUAAUUUUUUUUUUUUAAUGAAAAAUUUUUUUUUCGGUCUUAUUAACUUCGAGACAGAAAAAAGCGAUGUCGGUGAGGGAAUUAACGUUUAUAGCUGCUUUAAUGUAAGUGAUAACAGGACUGAAACUUGUCUCACGUACGUUCCACAACAUUAAAUAGAACUAUUUCGAGUUUCGUCCUCAUAUCGUCUCAGGGAGUUCUUCCUUUGCCACCGUCGCCUCUGGCUUGUCCAUUAGGGAUACAGUUAUACAUUUAAAAUGUAUAUAUUUCUGUAAAGCGCUAUACAUGUACAAUUUAACUGAAUGGAAGUAUAAACAGAUACAAAUAUUAUGUGCCAUUCUUUAAUUAAUAAAUAAAAAAAAAGAUUUCAUUUUCCGCAAAUUGCUGUGCCGUAAGAGGAGUAAAUACUGCAGGACUUCCUGUUAUAUGAGAAUAAUAAACUUCGGGGUGGCUUCAUGCUUGGCCGCAUCACACCAUAGCAUCGUCGAUCGAUUAUUUGAAUAUAACACCACAGCGUAUUUCAUACUUACAUAUUCAAUGAUCAAAAAUGAUUAUUUUAAAGAAAAUGAUUGUACUGUGGCACUAAUACUGCUUUGUAAAACCUGGUAAAUUACAUACAAAUUACCCUGUAAUUUAAAAUGCAAAAAGCGUGUACCAGAAUUGAGUUGUAUUUUUUACGACGUGCGUAUUAAAUAUGCGGCGUUUACCACACUGUUAAAUAUAGUUCUUCUGUAAUAAUCCAGGAAGUGAAAAUGAUACUACUGGUGUGAUUAAAUUCAUAUAAAUAAAAUCUGCACACACGUUUUCAUUGUCUUCACAAGACAUCUCUAGGAAAGCCCACAUUAGCUUCUACUGUAGCUCUGUUGUUAAUUCUAGAUUCGAUGAGUCUGAUGGUGACGGUACUGAGAAGCCCCUGGUGUGGCGGUGUGCUGUGAGAUUUGCUGUGAGGACCGACAGGCUGGUGUGGUUUACGGAGACUUACUACUGGCGUGUAGACGUUAUAGAGCGUAAUUGCUCUGAUAUUGCUGCACAUGUUCACACAUUCUCUUCUGUUUCCACUGCGAGUGCCUAAUGCUGAUCUUAUCUCCUGUAUCUGUUCAAGUUAAUGCAUCAGUGAAUAAGUAAGAGCCUUUCCCGUUCACUGACCUCACAGUCCUAGAGGGUGCUGAUGAUCAGAUCUUCAAUGCGGGCAUCCGCGCAAGCGUUAUUAAAAACCUUUUAUGUCUACUGUAAAUAUAUAGGGUGCAGAAGGAGACGUCGUACAGUAGUACGUCUAUAUUUCACUUGGUUUGAACUUCUCUGAGACACUCUAGUGUCCAGAUGUGGUACUGCAAAAUGUCUUCUUAAAGGGUUAGGUCACUCAAAAAUGAAAAUUCUGUCAUCGCUCACCAUCAUUUCGUUCCAAACCCAUAAGACUUUCGUUUGUCUUCGGGACACAAAUGAAGACAUUUUUAAUAAAACUUGGGUGAUUUCUGUCCCUCCACAUCGACAUUCCAAGUAACCAAAACGUUCAAGCUCCAAAAAGCACGUCAAGUCAUCAUAAAAGUAAUCCAUGUGACUCCAGUGGUUUAGUCCCAGUUUUAUGAAGCGAUACGAAUGCACAGAUUGUUCUGUAUGACUCGGUUUGUGUACAGAGUCUCCGCUUUUGUGAGAACGUCCGCUCUCGCGAUACUGCGGGACCCGGAAGCGCUGCACUGUUUACAGCGGAGGAAAAUGGAUGCUUUACACAAACCGAGUCACGUAGAGCGAUCUUUGUAAUGAAGACGUCUGCGGAUUUUGUCUUUUUUUUUUUUUUUCUUUUCUUCAGCACAACACGCAUGCGUCGCGAUUCUCUCGUGAACGUGCAGGGGAGAUCUACGUGGAAGUGAAGAUAUUUUGUGAAUAAUGACUCAUUUUUCGUUUUUUUUGUGCACACAAAGCAUUCAUAUCACUUCAUGGAACUGGGAUUAAAGCACUGGAGUCACAUGGAUAUAAUAGGAUAUGAUUAGGAAUUUACUGAAAAAUUAGGGAAACCCGUGAUGUCUUUAUAGUUACAUAUAACCAAUCCUAAUGGAUGAAUAAGCAUUGAUUGAGCAUUGAUUUUUAUAUACAUAUCAGUACCUUCUAGGACUGUAGACUCCAACCUCUCGGUCACUGAUUUUCAUAAGUGCAUGAUGUGUAUUUUGCCUUUUUUUUGUGCAGAAUUUGUGUUGGGGCUUGUGGGUGAUUUUGGUUUAACUCGCUCUUGUAAACACGCUCGUGUUUGUCCAGUGCCUGUGCAUGUUGCGUUUCGUAUGUGUCCGUUCUCUGCCAUAUCUCUCAUACAUCUCUCUCUUUGUGUUUCUCCCUUGUUCCCUUCUCUUUGUCUGUUUGUUUUUUUUCUUUUCUGCUCUCUACAGAAUGCAGACAAGCUCUACAAGGGUCAGCUGUCGGAGUUUACCCCUCUGUCCUCUAUCCACACUCCACCUAUCCACAAACGGGGCGGUGAUGAGGAUCAAAGCCACACCCAUCGCAGGUCUGAGUCUUCCCCUCGUAA
This is a messenger RNA of Ictalurus punctatus (channel catfish), 12631 nucleotides long. It is a transcript of the gene atp11a, whose product is annotated as ATPase phospholipid transporting 11A. The record is from RefSeq and is a predicted model, not a curated record. Bases 2502 to 5942 code for a protein of 1146 amino acids. The transcript has 30 exons. NCBI's taxonomy places the organism in Eukaryota, Metazoa, Chordata, Actinopteri, Siluriformes, Ictaluridae. Gene Ontology annotation, cellular component: trans-Golgi network; endoplasmic reticulum; recycling endosome. Gene Ontology annotation, biological process: phospholipid translocation. Gene Ontology annotation, molecular function: ATP hydrolysis activity; magnesium ion binding; ATPase-coupled intramembrane lipid carrier activity.